This is a messenger RNA of Salarias fasciatus (jewelled blenny), 6917 nucleotides long. RefSeq names its product centrosomal protein 170Ba (gene cep170ba). The record is from RefSeq and is a predicted model, not a curated record. The transcript is spliced from 19 exons. Gene Ontology annotation, molecular function: protein binding. The coding region runs from base 218 to 5113 and encodes 1631 amino acids. Lineage: Eukaryota; Metazoa; Chordata; Actinopteri; Blenniiformes; Blenniidae.
UUCCCAGAGGAAGAGAGCCAGCAGCAGGAGCAGCGGCGGCGGCAGGGGAGCACCAAGAGGAGGGUGUGGACGUCGUUUACCUGUCCACAGCAACCUGCCGCGGCCGCGUCUCGUCAAGCCUCGGCCGCCCGGGACGUGAGCCACGCUGGCUUCCCUCAGGAGUAAGACGGAGAAGGCUUUAAAGGAUGCUAAGAAGAUCCUGACUCGGGGCCCCAACAUGAGCGUGACGUCGUGGUUCCUGGUCAGCAGCUCCGGCACGCGCCACAGGUUACCGCGGGAGAUGAUCUUCGUGGGCCGGGACGACUGCGAGCUGAUGCUGCAGUCUCGCAGCGUGGACAAGCAGCACGCCGUGAUCAACUACGACCUGAACACGGACGAGCACAUGGUGAAGGACCUGGGCAGCCUGAACGGGACGUUUGUGAACGACCUGAGGAUCCCGGACCAGACGUACAUCACCCUGAAACUGUCCGAUGUCAUCCGCUUUGGUUAUGAUGCCCACGUGUAUAUCCUGGAGAGGAGUCAACACAAGGUCCCCGAGGAAGCUCUUAAACAUGAGAAGUACACCAGCCAGCUGCAGCUCGGCAUUAAAGCCCUGGAGGCCAAGGCCAAGGAGAAGCAAUCCCUCCAGAGCCCAGAGAAGAGCAGAGACGCUCUUCACAGCGUCAAACAGCAGGACCGGCCGGAGCGCAGAGCCCAGUCCCUCACAGCUUCCACGGAUUCUCCGAUAUCCAAGCCCACCCCGCUGUACGGCCAGCCGUCCUGGUGGGGGGACGACGACGACCCAGCCAACAAAAAACACAACCGAGGUGGGAAAUCGCCGGACCAGGAGUCUCCAGAGCUCGCUAAAGACUCGUCGAGAUAUGAGGUCAACGGUUCUCUGUCGGACAGUCAGGCCAAGUCCAUCUUCGCCUACCGCCGGGAGCCCAGCUACUUCGAGAUCCCGACGAAGGAGCGGCAGCAGCAGCGGCCUGUCAAGAAGCCUGAGACGCAGGUUCAUGAGGUUCCUACCAAAGACACCUCAGACCCCGCUCAGUGCCUCCCCGCCACUCCCACCCCCCCUGUGGUCCAGAGCCACGCCUCCUUCACUAUAGAGUUCGACGAAUGCACUCCAGGUAAAAUGAAAAUCAAGGACCACGUCACCAAGUUCUCUUUCCGCCAGCAGCGAAAGCAGCCGCCCGCGGAGGUGGUUAGCACACCCACUGAGGUGGUCUCAGCAGAAAGCAAGGUUGCUGAUUGGCUGGUCCAAAGCAAUGCUAGCAUGAUGAGGAGAAAGUCACAGGCUGAAGACUUAUACAGCACAAAUAGCGACCCGUCGCACCUGAGGAUCAAUACAGGAAACUACGAUGAAGAUGGCUGUUACAGCGAUUCGGGACACCCUCAAAUCAACGGAAAGGACUCUCUCAAAGCAGACACUCGCAUGACGUCCCAGGUUUCCCCACAAACUUUGAGAUCUUCUCCACCACAACGCUUUCCCUCUCCCGAGUUCCCGCAGGAACCUUUGAAUUCCUCACUGGAGUCUCAUUCCCAGCAGGACUUUGGCAAGUCUGAUCCCAAUCAAGCCUUUGUCAUUGAAUUUUUUGAUGACAACCCAAGAAAGAAGCGCUCUCAGUCCUUCACCAAUAAUGGAGCUCCACCUGAGCCGCCGGGCCUCAGGCAUCAACUGGAGAAAUCCAAGAAGAGCGCAAACCCAACCAGUGAGAGACAAGUCCCGCCUCAGCCCUCCUCCACUCCUGCAACGCAGCGAUACACGAUCCCCCUGAAGGGCCCCGCUUCCUCCGGCCCCCAGAGAGCCGGCUCUCUCCGAAGGGAGAAGACGGAAGACCGGAUCAGCACGGGCUUUUCGUCCCGCUCGUCGUCGUCUCCGUCAGCGAGGCCCUUCAGCAGCGUGGGCCGGAAAUCUAAACUCGCCCAGGAGUUCACGGCCGAAUUAUUCAAACAAGCGAAGAAUAAUCUGGCAGCGACCUGGGAGAAGAAUUCUUCGGGUUCUCAUAAAGCGGCGAAGACGGGAGCAGGAGCGGUAUGCCAGAGUGACCGCGGUUCCAGCAGCCCUCCUCAGUCAGACGCUCACCACCAGCCCCAGACCUCCUCCCCCGUCCGUAAACCCGUACCCCUCAAGGUGCCCGUCACGCCCCCGGCACCUCAAAGCCAGGAGGUCAGCAGCCCUCGAGACAGCCUGAAAAACGAAGAGGACGACACUCUGAGCGAAGCGGGAACGUACACCAUCGAAGCAGACGCGCAGGAUAAAGAGCUGGAAGAGGCCCGGGGCAAGAUCGACCAGGUGUUUGGUGUUGAGAGUCCCGGGCGGACGAACCUGAGAGAACCAGAAACACCGUCAGCAUUUAGUCCUGUUGUUCAGAGCAGGGAGCAGCGUAGGCAGACUGGCAGUGGGGAGGCUCCGUCCUCAGGUGCAGGUUUACAGGGGGCUCCUAAGUGGAUGUCUUGCUGGGCCAGCUUGGCAGACAGCUACACAGAAUCUGGCCCUUCGUCUGGCCUCUUUGACAUCCCUUCCCAGAUGGAACUGUCAGGAGGGGCGAGAGGCACCAUCAUCCACAAGGCCAUGCUCGGCCAAAACCUCGACAGCACGGACUCCGCUUCCAGAGCCCGGCGCAUCCUGCCGCAGGUGCCGUCGGCGGAGACGAGCGAAACCCCAACUCCCAGCAUUCAUGUUCAUUACGACCUGCAGUCAACCUUCGACUUGGAAGACAAGGGCCUGGAGGCGCCCGCGUCUCAAGACGGCGUCCACAGGUUGACCGUGCAGGACGACGUGGAGCCCGACAGCCUGAGCGACGCCAGCAGGUCCGAUGACGGCUCCAUCGUCGAGCAGAGGAAAACGCCACAGUCAGAUAGAGACGGGAAGCCGGGUGGAGACAUUGCGGGACACACAUCCAAGGCUACUUCCUUUUAUAUUGGCUCAGAUGAGUCUCCUUCCAAACCAGAACAAGGAGAGUCAAAAUCCAGUACUCCAAAGGCGGAGACGAAACACGCAACCAAGACUUUCUCCACAGCCACCCUCACCAAACGCAGAGGCAGUCCAGACACGGGAGCUAUUAAGUCCACCGUGUCGGCGCCUGCGCUGGGCCAGGGGACCCAGAGCCCCGAGCUGAAAGAGGGCGUGGUCUCCCAGCUAAUCAGACAGGAGAGCUUCACCAAGGAGCGUCCCAGCAACGCCAGACUGCCCAACAUCACCAGCCAGCCCGCCCUCAGAGACACAGAUCCUGGGCUGUUCCAGGGAGUCAGCAGUCAGGAUACUCAAUCUUACUUGAAGGAGACCGAGAAUGUUCUGGCCGUUCUAGAGGCCAAACUCCAAGCGGGACAGUCGGGGACGACGUCGUCUCCCGUAAUGGACUCUCUCUCUGGAGAUUCCGACGUGGACACCUCCAGCACAGUCAGCCAGCGUAGCAAUAAGACCAAGACCAAGCCCAACACUGCAAUGAACAAAACGUUCACCAGCGGCUUCCACAGAGAGAGAUCUUCGGCCAGUACGACGAGUCAGGACUCCAAUUAUCAGUCCGCAUUGUCGGAGAAGCCGUCUUCUCAGGGAGCCGUUAGCGGGAACAAGGCUGCGUCGGUCAAGAGGCCGGUCGGACUGAGACGUAGUGUGGGCAGAACCGGCUCUACGGACUUGAGCGAUGACCCUCAGAGCUUGCCGUACUCCGAUCAGGAGUCCAACAACCAUCGGAUAUAUAAGAAAUACACCGUUCCCCUUAAGAAGGAAGACGGCAAGAGCUCCAGGGUGUCUCAGGCCUUAGGCCGAGCCAACAGCCUGUCGGCCCCAAGACCCACCCGGGCGUCUCUGCUCCGCCGGGCUCGCCUGGGAGAGGCCUCUGACAACGAGGGCGCGGAGACCGAGAGGCUGUCCCAGGAGGCGGGCGGCGCCCAGACCAAGCAGCCCCAGGAGGCCAAGAAGCUGUCCCGGCUGGACCUGCUGGCGAUGCCUCGCAAGCGGACGAGCUCCUUCAACACGCCCAGCGACUCCGAGGCGGGCAGGCAGACGGGCUUUUCCAACCGCAGCACCGAGUUCGGCGGCAGCUCCGUCCGAAGGGCCUCCGCCCCGGGCUCCAAGCCUCCGGAGAGGCCUCAGAAGGCGGGGCUCGGCAAGACCCCGGUGACCCGCACGCGCUCCAGCAGCGCCAAAUACGCCAGCAGCACGGCGAGCUCCAGGAGGCGGCAGAAAGGCUCUGACUAUACGUCUACCUCCGACGAGGAGUACGACUCAAACCAGAGCACCCCUAAACACAAACGCUCCCAACCUUCCUCAGCUGCCCACAGCCCUCGCAACCAGCCGCGGCCUCAGCCGCUGGUCGCCCUGCGCCCCAAACCCCCCGCCAGGGACUCCGAGGAAGAGAACCGCGAGGGGGAGGCCUUUCAGAGCUGGUCCUCCCACAGCGCUGAGAUAGCCAGAUUGAGUCAAGAUUUGGCCAAAGACUUGGCCAUCUUAGCCAGAGAGAUCCAUGACGUAGCGGGCGAGGGAGAUCCGCAAAACCCCGAGGGAGAGUGCGGUGCGCCCGGCUCUUCAGUGACGGCUCACGAGCAGCUGGUUCAGCGCAUUCCAGAGGCCGGGUCGAACUACCAGAGAGUCCCACCGAGUUCUGCGCCUGCAAGAGAACGUGACCAGACCCCGAGCGACUCCAGGCCGCAGGAUCGGAGCGGAGAGGAGGUGGACAAUGUGCUGCUGAACCCUGUGUCCCAAAUCAUAGAGGUCAUCCGAGAAAACACGGAGCAGCUCGCCGACAAAAUCAAGGUACUGUUCCAGGACCGGAUGGAUAUCUGGGAGGAAAUUGAAGCCAAGGUUGAGUCCGACAACGAUGCGCCUCUUCUCAACACUUCAAGCAAGGAAAUCACGUCUAUAUUGAAAGAACUGAGGAGAGUCCAGAAACAGCUUGAGGUCAUUAACACCGUCAUUGAGCCCAGCGGGCAGCAGCGUGACGCCACCAGGGCCUCCCCCGUCGACUCCCCCUCCCCGUCGGGCGCCCGCUCCUCCAAACCGGCGUCCUCCAGAGACUGGAGGACCGUGCACUCGGUCUCGAAGCGCGGCGGCGGACCGCGGCCCAGCGAGAGCGUCAGGAGAGCGGCCGUGACCCCCGACGACCUCAGAGAGGGCUAUCUAGUGUGAGACGCCGCCCUCCCGCAGGCAGCAGGUGCCAGAAAGGCGUGAAGUCAGAGAAACCAAGAGGGAGGAAGUGAGACCGGAUUAACAGAAGUGCGUCGUCCUGCACAUCCAGACAAUGAACACUACUGCACUGUGAGCACUACACACCCACAGGCCAGCACGAAGCACAGUCACACCCGCACUACAGGCCCCCGCUGAGGAGGUGCAGGUCUGAUCUCACCUGCUGAAGGGCCUCUAAGCUAUACUUGAAUCUGUGCUACUAAUCGGCCUCACGAUUUGCCAAUGAUACGACCAAUACAGCUGAUUUCUUUUUUUGUCUUUUUAAAGCUCAUUGUAAUUUUUCCUAAUUCAUCUGAAAAACCAGCCUGAGCGUUGAUCUCAGGGAAAUCCGGAAAUCUUUCUAGUGACAAAUGGCAGGAGGAUAUUUGCAGGUGCAUCUCAAAAAAUGAGAAUUUCAUUGAAAAUUUGUGUCCUUGGUCAGUAGAAACUAAAAACAAUCCAGCACAUUUAAGAGCUUUCAAGUAUUCCUCCAUUCUGACCUGCUGGGUUUUCAUACCGGCUCCUAGAUGAUCUUCAGUUUUUUGACUUGCACAUGUAUUUGGUUUAUCUUGGUUUCAAGUAGAAAAAGCUACAUUUUGACUCGCAGGCUUGUCCUUGCAAACCCUGAUAACCCUCACUGCAUUUCCUCCUCGCCCUGUUUGUCUUUUGUGGAGCAGAUUCCUCCCAGAAUGUAAAAAGUAUUUAUUAGUGCUCCUUCGUGAGUCACUGCGGCGUUUUCUAAAUGGCACAAUGUGAUUUGGGGAGAGAGUUUGUGGCUUUUUCUGCUCCACAUGUUGAUGCUGUAUUCCACAGAUGCUACAAGCCACUUUCUGUGUGUGUGUGUGUGUGUGUGUUUGCUCUGGUUAACAUUUCCCUCCGAGGUUGAGGCUGUAAAACACAACAUGGGAGAUUUAAAGGCAUUCCUGACGCUCGGUGCUUUGAGAACUGUCUGCGGAUGCUUCACACAUGUUUGUUUGUUUGUUGUUUCCCAUUCCUGAGGAGAGAAUUCGGCUCCUGAGAUCUGGCCAAAGACGAUACAUGACAUGUUAUACCGUUGUCUGUUUGUUUUUCUAUAUGUGCUAAAAACGGAUCGCACCACAUCCCAACCCUCCAGAGCGUGUUUCUCUCUGAGAUCCUGUGAUGUGAUUUUUAGCCUCUACGUUGACAAAGUGACCACAUAGAACUGUAACUUUCGGUCGUUGAGAGAUCUACUCGUCCUACAGAUUACCUCUCAGUCUUGCUUUUUGCACUAAGGUAGUUCAACAUUGUCCCUGCGAGCCGGGACGCGCCGGCUCGCCCGCGCUCGAUGCUGUUAGAGGCUGGAGGAGGGAGCUCCCGCUCCAGCAGGAUGUUUUUCUGCUCCUCUCUGGCCAGGCUGUACAUGUGAUUGUAACUGGGAAGUACCUCCAAGUGCCCCGAGGCUGCGUGAGACGACGUGUCCCGCAGCAGAGUACACUAGUUGUUUACAAACUCAGCACAAAUUGAUUGUCUUGAUUCUUCUUCUUUUUUUUUCUUCUCCUGAAUGUAUUGCUGCUAUUAGUCCUGGAUGAGAUCUUUGCUUUAUUCCUCGUUACAGGAGUUUCAGUCAGAGAGCUGAAAUCUGAGUCUGUGUCAAACGUGUGUCCCUUUUUUGUCCAUGUUCAGUUUCUGUUUCUUCAGAAAUGCAAGUCAUUUGUUGAUCUGUUUGUGUGUGUUUGUGUGUGUGAGCUGUUAGGCAGUGAUUGUUGUUUUUGUUUUUUGAGAAAUAAAUUUCAUCAUUAUAUAUGUG